Molecule: messenger RNA, 1154 nt
Organism: Rhipicephalus sanguineus (brown dog tick)
Lineage: Eukaryota; Metazoa; Arthropoda; Arachnida; Ixodida; Ixodidae
Product: somatostatin receptor type 4
Exons: 1
Coding region: 141-1040 (299 amino acids)
Biological process (GO): neuropeptide signaling pathway
Cellular component (GO): membrane
Molecular function (GO): neuropeptide receptor activity
Source: RefSeq, a predicted model, not a curated record
AACGCACAACCAAAAACCAUGGGUGAACCAGAAUGGGAGAGAGCAGCAGCAGUGACCGAUGUGCAAGGACAGUGCGCAGACUGCAGCGCAUAAUCAACCAAAAACAUCAUCUCUGUCUCAAGGUGUGAGCACGGCAUCCCAUGGAGUACUCGUGGUCUGGCCGGCAGCUGCCAUACAGUGCCGAAAUGGGUGGCAUCGGACCGCUUUUCUACGUCGCAUUCGCCGUUCUCCUUGUCCCCGGAGUCGUCGGUAACCUCUCAGUGGUGCUUAUGGCCUGCUGUUACCCCCGUCUGCGGACUCCCGCUGGUAUCUACGUUGUCAACGUAGCCAUCGCCGAUCUACUCGUCUGCGCUUUCGGCGUGCUACUUGACCCAGUGUCAGUGCUCCUGCGUCGAUGGCCCUUCAGGGAAGCGCUUUGCUACGCGUGUUCCUUUUCAGAGCACCUUGGAGUGUUUGUGCACGGCUACACGCUCGUUGUGGCCGCCGCUCGCUUUGUCGCUGGCAGGCCUCCCAAGCCGAGAUCUUGCCACCUGAACAACGCCGGCGUCUGGUUUCUGGGCACAGUCGUUUGCCUGCCUCAGGUGCUGUUCGUCGAUGCGCGCGCGCUAGCUGUCCACGGGCAGUGCGUUGUGAAGUGGCCCGCGAUGGUCAAGAUGGUCGAGCCGUUCAUCUCCUUCGCGGCGCUGUCCGCGUCGCCGUUCCUGCUGGUCAGCGCCUUGUACGCCUGGCUGCGGGCGUCCGUGUGGCUGGGCAGAGGCACGAGGCGUUCGUUUGCGCGGCGGGCGAGCAUAGUGCGUGUUUUUUGGCUCAUGGCACUGCUGCUGCUUCUUUGUAGGACGCCUCUGCACGUGACUCGGUGCCUGCUUGGUGUGUGGACAGCCAUGAGGGCGAGUACACACGUCACUGUGGUGGUACUUGCCACACGGGCAAUCGCCGCCGCUGUCGUCUGCUUCACAGCAGCCUUCUUUUUCGACCUUAGCGCAAAGCAACUUUCGAGAAGGGCGACACAGGUUCCCUCGGUUGCGGUAAACCAUGGCUGAUAGGGGGGAGUGUACUGCACUGUCCGGCUUGAACAGCGUUAUCUACAGUAAUUUCAAGCGCCCAGUGCUACGAUUAAAGAAACGCCUGUGAACUUUGAUUAAAACUAUUGGUUA